CAUUAAAACAUUGUUGCACUAGUUGUUAUGGUUUUUUUUUCAUAAACAAAUUCAGAUACAAAUCAGAGGUAAAUAAUAACUGUGGAUAAAUAAAUUGUGAGUGGAAAAAACAGGUAAACAACCUUGCAAAAGGUGAAGCAGAAAUCAAAUACGCGAAACUGUCGGUUUAAGCGACACAGAAAUUAAUGAAUUUUAAAUUACUUGCCUGAAAAAAAAUAAAAAUAAAUGAGGGUAUAAAAACAUUAACACAGGUUAAUGCCAAUGCAAAAGCAAAACAAGGAAAGAUAAAUAAACAAGUGACAACAACAACUCAGUGGAGCAUUUAGAAAGUGAAAACUGCUUUGAAAUGCGAAAAGAUAAACAAAAGGAAAAAGAAACGUAAACAUCAAAAAUUUUCAGUUGCAAAUUGUUUUGUCUUAUCCACACGAUAAGUUUCUUGCCGCUAACAACAACAUUAAUUUGUCAACUAUUCACCAACUUAACCAAGAAUCCAUAUAUCCAGGGCAGCCUAUGCACUGCUGCCUGCAGCUAGCCACUACUACCUUCAACAAUGUUUAUCUCGUAUAUGAAUUGUGAAUGCGAUAGCGAAAGCAGCCACAGCGAUACAAUGUCCGUGGAGCAAUUGCUGCUAGCCGUGCGGGAGGAAACCGAAUCGGAAGACGACGACGACGACGACGACGACGAUGACGACAGCAAUGAGGAUGGCGGAAAUGAUGCGAAUGGCAGCUGUAGGGAGGCAGAUGGUGGCAGUGAAACUGAAUCGAGCCACACAGUCGAUUCGACAACCAGCGGUGCGCCACUGCUUCGCCGCUUCCGACGCUCGUCCAUUGGUAUGCAGCGCAAGGCGGCAUUUCGUCAAAGGAAAUUGGAUUCGUUGGGCACUUGGCGGAAGCGACGAUCAGCGUCAGCGAGUAAUGCAAGGCGACCCAUACGAAUUGUGCCCGACUGGACUGAGAAUGCGGUGCAGGGUGAACACUUUUGGAAGCCCACAUCGGUUUCAGGCGAUUUAUGUUGCUUGAAUGAGGAGUGCAUAAAAAGUGGUCAACGCAUGAAAUGCUCGGCCUGCCAAUUAAUUGCACAUCAGAAUUGCAUUCCAAUCGUCAAUGAAAAGACUCAAUUAGCUUGUAAGCCAACAUAUCGAGACGUAGGCGUUCGACAAUACAGGGAACAAUCGACAACGCAUCAUCACUGGGUGCAUCGCAAAAUGGAAAAGGGCAAAUGUAAACAGUGCGGAAAGGCUGUUCAAGGUAAACUUUUUGGCUCGAAGGAAAUAGUUGCAUUAUCCUGCGCUUGGUGUCACGAAGUCUAUCACAAUAAGGAAUCUUGCUUUAAUCAAGCGAAAAUUGGCGAAGAGUGUUCGUUGGGCAACUAUGCACCCAUUAUUGUGCCGCCUUCUUGGAUUGUUAAACUGCCCACCAAGGGAAAUUUCAAGUCCUCCAUAAGAGUGAACAACAAAAGCAAUGUCACAAUAGGUACGAGUAAAAAGAAGGGCACGAGUAAGCGGCAAAAACAAAAGGAGGAGAAGAAAGAGCCACGCGCCUUCAUCGUGAAGCCCAUACCAUCGCCCGAUGUCAUACCCGUGAUAGUGUUCAUCAAUCCCAAAUCGGGCGGCAAUCAAGGUGUUAAGCUUUUGGGUAAAUUCCAACAUUUGCUCAAUCCACGACAAGUUUUCGAUUUGACGCAAGGUGGCCCUAAGAUGGGCUUGGAAUUAUUCCGCAAAGCGCCAAAUUUACGCGUAUUGGCGUGCGGUGGUGAUGGCACCGUCGGUUGGGUACUUUCGGUGCUGGACAUGAUCAAUCCNCAGCAACAAUUGCAAUCACUUAGCCACAAAUUGCACACCUUCUUCAACUAUGGCGGCGGCACACACCCCUGGAACGACUCGUUCGGCCAAUCUAAGCCAGCCAUCGAUGACGGCAUGAUUGAGGUCGUCGGCCUGACCACAUACCAACUGCCCAUGCUGCAGGCCGGCUUGCAUGGCACCUGCAUUUGCCAGUGUCGGUCGGCGCGCAUCAUCACCAAAAAGACUAUACCCAUGCAGGUGGAUGGCGAGGCGUGUCGCGUGAAGCCGUCGAUUAUCGAAAUGAGUUUGUUAAAUAAGGCGGUUAUGCUGGCCAAACGGAAGCACGGUCGUGGCGAUGUACAGGUGAAUCCUUUGGAGAAAUUGCAUUUGACGAUUUUACGAAUAACAAUGCAGCAAUACGAACAACACCACUACGAUAAGGAGAUGUUGCGCAAAUUGGCCAACAAGCUGGGCAAAAUGGAAAUCGAGUCACAAUGCGAUUUGGAACAAGUGCGCAACAUACUCAAUGCCAAAUUCGAGGAGUCGAUCACAUACCCGAAGGUGUCGCAGGAUUGGUGCUUCAUCGAUUCCUGCACCGCUGAACAUUACUUCCGCAUCGAUCGCGCCCAAGAGCAUUUGCACUACAUUUGCGAUAUUGCCAUCGAUGAGUUGUACAUUUUGGACCAUGAGGCUGCCACCAUGCCACAGACGCCCGACCAGGAGCGCUCCUUUUCCGCCUACUCGCAGCGGAUUGGCGCGCAAAAUGAGCGCCGCAGUAUGGACCCACAAGGCCGUUCCGGCAGCACCGAAGAUGAUUUGCAAAUCGGAAAACCAGUGAAGGUUAUGAAAUGGAAGAGCAACAAAGAUCGAUUGUUUAGUUUCAACGAAGACGUCUUCGGUUAUGGAUUCAGCCCUAUACUGGAACAAACUUCCGAUGCCGUACUACUAGCGGCGCAUCAAGGCGACCUAAAUAUGUUACGUGCACUACAUGAACAAGGAUACUCACUACAAUCAGUAAACAAAAACGGACAGACAGCACUGCAUUUCGCCUGCAAAUACGACCACAAAGACAUUGUCAGAUAUAUAAUAUCGUGCGCUUCACGGCGUCUAAUCAACUUGGCAGACAAGGAUAGGGGACAAACAGCUCUGCAUGUUGCUGCCGAAAACAAUCGUCGCGACCUUUGUGUGAUGCUGGUGGCUGCGGGUGCCAAUCUACAGGCAAGCGACCUUUGCGGCAAUACACCCAUGAUGGUGGCCUUCAAUAAGAAUUUCACAGAGAUUGCAACAUAUUUGGAAAGUAAGAUGUUUUGUGCAACAAUACACACAACAACAACUAUUGCUAAAAGACGCAACAAAAUACAACAGCAAAACCCGUAAAUAAGCAGCUAAACGAUUAGCCGUAUCAGGCAGCUAGAAAUUAAAACCCUCCCUCCCCACUUCCUGCCUCCUCCUUGACUAGAAGUCUAAAAAAACAAUUGGUGAAUGCCUUGUAAUGCAGUACUUUGUGCAAAAAAGAACAGUCAAAAAAAGAGACCCAAAAAAUGCCACUGGUUUUAAUUUUAAGCUUUGCAUUAAACUUAAUUUAUUUGUAUGUAAAUGUAUGUAGGUGUAGGUAUGUAACUCUCUUGGUUGUUGUUAUUUUAAGUUGUGACUUUCAUUUAUUGUACUUGAGUUUUUAAUUAUCAAAUUUGAGCGAUUUAUUUUUGAAUAGUGUAGGCUAAUUUAUGAGUUUGGUUACUGCUCGUUUCCGACUUCCUUUCAAUAGGGGUCUUCUCGAAGUCUCGGAAAAGACCUUGCAGGGUGUACGGAUUGCAUGUUAAAAACCGGUUUUCCUAUGGGACAGCAGUGCAAACCGUGCAAUCCGUGCAAGUGCUUUUCAAGACUUAAACGUGAAUAACUGGAAAAUGCUUUUUUAUAGAACUUUAACUUUUAGUGAAAUUAUUUAUAUUAUAAUUUUUACGACAUUAAAUCAAUUAAUUUGAAUUAUUAUAAAUUGUUUAUCCUACCAACGCAUUCAAAUUACGAAACUGCACUUAAAAAAACAAAACAAAAAAAAAACGAAAAAUUGACGUGGCAACCACACAUUCCAUAAAAUUAAGGCCAAGAGCGUUUUCUCUCAAUGCAGAGACAGUCGCGAAAUUGAAGCGGAACAAGUCUGAGAUGGAAACGCCCCAACAAAAGAUAAGCAAAUAGAAAUUAGUAUAAUUUAAAUUUAGGAGACAUAUACCUAUGAUAUUUAGUACAUACAUGCAUAAAUAAGUAUUAAAGUAAAAAAAAAAAACUAUUAACUCAUACAAUAUGAAACUAUGGAUACUUCUAAAUGACGGCUACGAUGAUGUCAGAACAAAAAGGUUUGACAAUUUAUAAUAUUACAGAUGAAUUUUAACUCUACUUGCAACGACUUAAUAGAGAGUUCUCAUCAAAACCCGCAUAGCAGACAGUUCAUGCAAUCAAAUUAAUUUAAUUAUUAUACUUAAUUAUCUCUAAAAAUAAGCGAUUUAUACUCACUACAAACUAAUGAAUAAAUAUUUCCUUAAGCAGCAAUCAGCAAGUAGUUUACAAAUCACCAUUGGGCUAGAAUAUAUAUAUAUAUGUAUUUAAACUUAAUACCAUUUUAAAUAAGAUUUAAUGCUAAAAAAGAGUAAAAAUUAUAAACUUACUGCUAAAAAU
Molecule: messenger RNA, 4450 nt
Organism: Rhagoletis zephyria (snowberry fruit fly)
Lineage: Eukaryota; Metazoa; Arthropoda; Insecta; Diptera; Tephritidae
Gene: rdgA
Product: retinal degeneration A
Biological process (GO): phospholipase C-activating G protein-coupled receptor signaling pathway
Cellular component (GO): plasma membrane
Molecular function (GO): ATP-dependent diacylglycerol kinase activity; protein binding
Source: RefSeq, a predicted model, not a curated record